ACUUUUAUUUAUUUAUUUAUUUAUUUUGAUUUGGAGAAAAUUAACGUCCCAAAGUCUCUAUUGACAAAAUGAAAGCGGAACUAAUGCGAUGCCGCUUUUGUUCAGGGGAACGCAAUGAAUGUUACACUGCAGCGGAAACAGCUGGAGCCGUUUGAAAUGGAUUUUAAUACAAUGAAUGGUUGUUCUCAGGUACCGAAGCUACGUCGCUGAUUUUGUAAAACCGAUCAUGUCGCUUAGGUGAAUUAAACGUAUAUCCCAGAGCUUUUCUCCUGCCUGCCUGGUCUAAUCUGGAUUGAUGACGCCGAUGAUAGGUUAGAAGACGCUUUUGUUUUAUGCCUGGAGAAUGUCAACAGCCCAGAACUAGCUAAUGGUCUACCCGGAGGUAUUGCAUAUUUUCUGGAACGGAAAAUAUCUCCGUUGUCAUGUCUAACCACUGCGGCUCAUCAUGCCUGGCCUCAGACUGCUGUCAAUAAGCUGGUUGCGUUUAAAAGAGAGACUCGAGUGUCCUGACUAUAAGGUGACGUUUACAGCAGUAUCGCUCAUUCUGUUUUUGGCGUCACCUCUAUAUCAUGAGAAUGAAGCUCAAACUGAAGACUGUAUUCCUGCUCUACUUUACGGUUUCCCUACUGGGCCUCAUCUACGCCCUCAUGCAGUUAGGUCAGCGUUGUGACUGCAGAGAGCAUGACUUGCCCAAGGAUCGAACCAUCUCACAACUGAGAGGGGAGUUACAUAAACUGCAAGAGCAAAUAAAAAAAUCAGAAGGACAGAAAACCUCCAGACAAUCCGGCUUGCCUACAAUCUACGUAAUAACACCUACCUAUGCAAGACUGGUGCAGAAGGCUGAGCUGACACGCUUGUCCCACACUUUCUAUGUGCCUCAGCUCCACUGGAUCGUGGUGGAGGAUUCUCCCAGCCCGACACAGCUAGUGAGAAACUUUCUGGCUGUGUGUGGCCUGACCUACACUCACUUACACAUGCUGACACCUAAAGAUAGGAAGCUGCAGGAAGGUGACCCUCAUUGGCUGAAGCCUCGUGGGGCUGAGCAGAGGAACGAGGGUUUGCGCUGGCUCAGGGAGAAGGCUGCUGCUGUUGCUGCUGCUGCUGAUGGGGCGAAUGCAGGCCUUGAGAAUGCUGUAGUCUACUUUGCUGAUGACGACAACACAUACAGCCUGCAGCUCUUCGAGGAGAUGCGUUACACUAAGAAAGUCUCUGUUUGGCCGGUGGGUCUGGUGGGAGCUAUGAAGUUUGAGCGGCCUGUAGUGGAGAAUGGAAAAGUGGUCCGAUUCCACACUGGCUGGCGACCCAAUCGUCCCUUCCCUAUUGACAUGGCUGGCUUUGCUGUCUCUCUAAACCUGGUGUUGGCCAAUCCAGAAGCUUGUUUUGAUGGCAAUGCAGAGAUGGGCUUCCUGGAAAGCAGCUUCCUGCAGAACCUGGUUACCAUGGAGGAGCUGGAGCCCAAAGCUGACAUGUGCACUAAGGUGCUGGUGUGGCACACGCGUACUGAGAAGCCAAAAAUGAAAAGAGAGGAGGCUUUAAUAAAGCAGGGGUUGGGAUCAGAUCCCAAUGUGGAGGUGUAAGUUCUCAGAACACUCUGGCACAUCCCAGUUACGAAAAACCCAUUUUACUAUACUGUUAACCUGAAAAUGUUCUUCAGUAUGUGAAGUUAAUUUACUGUAGUUCAGGAAUGAUGACAUAUGAAUAACUGUUUGGUUGUCAUGAUUGAGUGUGUGGUUUUGUGUGCAUGAGUGAAUGCAGUAUUUAUAAUUCUAUUUAUCAUUCAUGGAACUAUGUAGAACACGUAGAUAGCUGCUCAGUGUUUAUGCCUCAUGCCUGUAAAUGAUCGUCCUGUACAUUAUUAUGUUAUUACUAUGAUCAGGGAGCCAUUAAACAGGAACUGUAGGUUGAGGAUGAUAUUAAGAAGCUCGAGUAGCCAAUUAGCUCAUUGGGAUCCUUGGGAAGUAAAUUUAGCAGAAAUUGUACUUGCUAUGUACAUUGUUGCAAAAAGGCCUAAAAUAAAAUACAUUUUACACAAACA
Molecule: messenger RNA, 2035 nt
Organism: Silurus meridionalis
Lineage: Eukaryota; Metazoa; Chordata; Actinopteri; Siluriformes; Siluridae
Gene: b3gat3
Product: beta-1,3-glucuronyltransferase 3 (glucuronosyltransferase I)
Biological process (GO): chondroitin sulfate proteoglycan biosynthetic process; carbohydrate metabolic process
Cellular component (GO): Golgi membrane
Molecular function (GO): galactosylgalactosylxylosylprotein 3-beta-glucuronosyltransferase activity
Source: RefSeq, a predicted model, not a curated record